Molecule: messenger RNA, 15003 nt
Organism: Chrysemys picta bellii (western painted turtle)
Lineage: Eukaryota; Metazoa; Chordata; Testudines; Emydidae
Source: RefSeq, a predicted model, not a curated record
UAAUUAAUAGGACUUUCCUGCCAAUAAGGAUUAGAUUACUGCUGACUUGCUUUAACUGGUGAUUGUUAUAGUAAUAUUAUGGUAGUUUCUAUGUGGUAUGCAAAGGUACAUCUAUGAAUAAUUUCAUGUUUUGCUAAUCUGCAGGAUAUAACCCUGUGGAAGUACUAGAAGGGAAGCCUCUUUCAGAAGUUUCCAAAUACCAUUAAUAUAUUAUAGGGAAAUGGUCAGUUCCAUUGUCUUAAUUUGUCAUUCUUAUUUGCCUCUUGCUGUGUAAGCCUGCAUUGUGCCUGGCAACUGUUACCUAGUGACAAUUUCAGCUGCUUUAGCCAUUGGCUGUGCUGUUGAUUGGGGCAGAAGGACCGAGUCACCUUUCUGAUAGUGAGUUCUUCUGCAUCAGCUAAGGAUAAAGAGGAGCAGCAGGCUCAGGUGCAAGCAAUAAUUUUGAGAGAGAAUGUGAGGAAUAGUGACAGCAUCCUUGUAACAGCCUCACAGUAAAUAGGACUUCUGUAUCAAGCAGUUCACCGUAGCAGCUGAUAAGAAUGAACAUAGGUGAGAAACAUUGGUUUAUUGCUGUAGCAAGAGAAUUUUUUUAAAAAGUAGUAAUUUUGUAACAGAUUAAAUUACUUAUAAACAGAGAGAAUGAACAACUGGCAAGUGUUUUGGGGAUGUUAUAAAAUCAAAAAGAACCUUCUGUACAGCAUGAUGGUGCACCUUGGAAAAUUAACUUCAAAAGAAUGCUUUCUAUCAAACUACUGCAUCAGAAGUGGAGAAAAUGUUUCUUUUCUAGUGAAUGAAAUUCCUUCAGAAGGACAAUGAAGACUAUCAAAAGCAUCAGUGAGAUGUCAGUACUUUUAAAGGGACAUUAAACAAAUGCUAAUAUAAUAGCUACAUGACCUUGGAAAUCUUUUUAUUUGGAUUGAUUCGUUCUUGUCUGCCUCUUCCUAAUCUCAGGAAUUCUAGGAUUAAAGAUAUUUUUAGUAUUUCUGGGUUUUUUUUAAAAACAAGACUGUGUACAUUUAGUAACCUAGCUAAUGGUCCUUGCACUAAUCAAGCAGUUACUCAAAAAUGAAUACAGAAGAGGCUUUCUUUAACGUAUGGCUGCUCCAUAACCGCAAAUACAAUUAACAGGUAAUGUCCAGCUAUUAGAAGAUCUGGUUUUUAAAGCAGUGAUUUAUCAUGCUAAUCGUCUAAUAAAAACAGAAAGUCUGUGGCAGCCUAGAAGAUGAAGCUGAAUGACAGAAUAAUGGAGUAAACAAUGGCAGCUUUUCUAGUCUGAUCAGCAUUUCAUUAGCUUCACAGCAGAAUGCAGAUGGAAGUUUCUGUUAUUGUUGUAUGGAGCUUGUGAAAGGAUUCAGGUGUUGCUACAGAGGUGAGAAAUAUCAUGGAUAUACCCAUGAACUUCACUGUAGCAGAUAUGGCAUUAUUUCUGAAGAAAAUUAUUUUUGAUCAUCACUGCUGAAAUGAAAUGCAAGAAGGAUUUAUUUUGUCUGUGAGGACCUUGUAUUGUGCUGCUGACAUUGAUAGUUGUAGUGGACCGUAACUGUUUAAAAGAGUUUUGAAUACUGACUUAAAGCUCCAAAAUUUAUGCUUACGUUUUUCUGAUUUUUAAGUGAUUACACAUGAUCUUCCUCCGUGUACAGGUAGAUGUAUGUUUUCCUUCCUGGGAGUCAGAGGACAAACCUGGCUUUCCCCAUACCCUUCUCCCUCCAAAUAAAAUUCAUUAUUCAUACACAAACUGUGGUGAGUCUAUUGGAAUUACCCUGGACAGAAAUGUUUUCCUUACCUCUCUAAUGAAUAGAAUAUAUGAAGCAAAGAUCUCCUGAACAGAGCCAAAAGACACAGCACAAUACGGUGAACUUUUCCUUGAUUUUCCAGACAUUUUAUGGUUUAAUUAUUUAAAUGAACAUAAAACAUUAAUUUGUUUCUAAAGAUUGCUGAUUCAUGAAACCUGUGUUGUAUUGAAAUAUUUUCCCCUUUUUAUUCUUUGUAUUUUUCUUGCUAAUUCCAAAGAACUGCCUUUCUCAGGAAAAAACAAUCACAGAAUUUUUUUUUUGAGGCAGUUGACUUUUUCCUGUCUCUCCCCCUCUCCUGCCUUUUUUUUGUUUGUUUUUAUUUUCAUCUUCCACAAAUACAGUAAAAAGAACCUGUUUUCUUUAGAAGUGCCUUGUGUUUGACAAAGAUGGAUCAAGAGCACUGGAGGAAACCUGUCAGUGGCCUUUUUUCUUCUUUCUGGCUUUUUUUUCCUUUCCUCAAAGCUAAGGUGUGUCAGAGUGUUGCAUUGAUGCUGAAGAGGCAUCAACAGCUAUGAGACUGUAACCUCCCUGAGAAAAGUACUGGCCGUGUCUGCAAAACGAGAUCAUGAGACUCUGAAGCAGAGUUUAGCUGAUGUUGGGCAGGUCACUUGCUCACCGUAGCUCCGAUUGCAGUGUUCCCGAAUCCCAAACCAUGAACCACUCCAGAUGGACUGAAUGGAGGACUCUGAACAUGAGCAGUAGCAUUGUGAAUGUGUCUGAGCAUCUCUCUUGUCCGCUAGGAUUUGGCCACUACAAUGCAGUCGACAUCUGCAUCCUUGAGACAGUCAUUAUUGUUUUGCUAACAUUUUUAAUUAUUGCUGGUAAUUUAACUGUAAUAUUUGUCUUUCACUGUGCUCCGCUCUUACAUCAUUAUACCACCAGCUAUUUUAUUCAGACCAUGGCCUAUGCUGAUCUUUUUGUUGGAGUUAGCUGCCUGGUUCCUACAUUAUCAUUGCUUCACUACUCUACAGGUGUCCAUGAGUCCUUGACUUGUCAGGUUUUUGGAUAUAUCAUCUCUGUGCUGAAGAGUGUCUCCAUGGCAUGUCUUGCUUGCAUCAGUGUUGACCGCUAUCUUGCUAUUACAAAACCUCUCUCCUAUAAUCAACUGGUCACGCCUUGUCGCUUGAGAAUCUGUAUCAUUUUAAUCUGGAUAUACUCUUGUCUGAUCUUCUUGCCUUCCUUUUUUGGUUGGGGGAAACCUGGUUACCAUGGUGAUAUUUUUGAAUGGUGUGCUAUCUCCUGGCUCACCAAUGCUUAUUUUACUGGUUUUAUUGUGUGCUUACUAUAUGCUCCAGCUGCUUUGGUAAUCUGCUUCACAUAUUUCCACAUCUUCAAAAUUUGCCGGCAGCACACCAAAGAGAUAAAUGACCGGAGAGCUCGUUUUCCUAGCCAUGAAGUGGAUGCUGCUGGAGAGACUGGGCACAGCCCUGACCGCCGCUAUGCCAUGGUUUUAUUUCGGAUAACCAGUGUGUUUUACAUGCUUUGGCUCCCCUAUAUCAUAUACUUUCUGCUGGAGAGCUCUAGGGUGCUGGAUAAUCCAGCACUUUCCUUCUUAACAACAUGGCUUGCUAUAAGCAAUAGUUUCUGCAACUGUGUGAUAUAUAGCCUCUCCAACAGUGUUUUCAGGCUGGGACUCCGGAGACUGUCAGAGACAAUAUGUUCAUCUUGUAUGUGUUUAAAAGACAAGGAUGUACGGGACCCCAAACCUAGAAAACGGGCUAAUUCCUGCUCCAUUUAAAGAAAACUGGGACAACUAAUGAAAUGCAAUCUGACAUUGGGUUUGGAUAGCAUUUGAUACAUCUGGAAAUUUGCCACAACAGAAAUAUUUACUUGAAUAGUUCCUAUGAGAUGAGAUGUGGGUUUGGAAGUAAUUCGGAAUAAAGGAAAAGGUUGCUAUUAAAGGGCACUGAAAGGGUACACAAAUUAUUAUGAAUAUGGGUCUUGUGAAAUUGUGUGGUGGUAUGACAGAAAUUUAACAGAAGAUGAAAGAAAUCAAUAUCUCAUAUCUUCCGCAGGGCAUGAUAUAACAGGCACUUCAAAGCAGGCCCCCCUUAGGAUAAAUUAGUGACUUAUUAAAUUUUUUUCCUUGUAGAGAAAUAGUCAUAUAUUAUAUAUGUGGCAGGAUAUACAGUAGUCUCUCGCAUUAAAAUAAACUUUUUUAAACACAGUGGAUGGCUCUCCAUAAAUGAUAUCAACAGAGGAUGCAUAAUAAAUGUUGCAAUUUAACAAUCAGCUGCACAUAGUCUUUGCUUGUGUCUUGUACUAUUUUCAAUUGUAGAAAUAUCCGCUAAACCCUUUCCCUCCCCCCAAAAACCUCAUACAAAUUAAAGAAACGGAUGGGUACACUUUUUGGAUAAAGUUAGUUUUAUUUUUUGCAUUUCUGGUGCAGCUUCCACAAAGCCUGCUCCCCCCCCCCCAUUUCCAUUUUUUUCAUGCCCUGCACCCUGGGUUCCAUUAUUCAGAAGUGAUUUAGUUAAUGAAGGAGCCUGUCAGAUAAACAUAAUUUCAAAUAACUUCUUCCUUCAGAAAAUUCUGGCUAUUUUUACUAGCUUGAUGAUUGCAUUCACCAUAUUCUAAUAACUUUUACAAACUUUGUUCUCUGUAUCCUGCUGAAUUAGCACACAGUAUUGAUGUGGUGUCCUUUAGGAUGUACUAAAGCUUUUCCUUUAACAGUUACACAAAUAAUCCUAAUGCAAAUAUGAUAACCACACACAGCAGUGUAACAUCACUGCUCAGUGAAUUAAAAAAAUUUUUUAAAUGGAAAAUAACUUUUCUGUGGGGUCUGAAUAGCUUACUGUUGUAGCUGCCAAUCCUUUGUGUGAACCUAGCUUGCACAUAUUGUAUUUUUUAAAAAAAGAAAAUGUAAAGUAUGUGGUCUGUGCCUAAUGUUUCAUAGCAUAUGGAGUAGGUCAAUUUUAAGUCUACAGGAUUUAAAAAAAGAAUUACUUGCUCUAAGAGAAAUACUUUUGUGCAGUUAUUAAAUAGAUACUUAUUAGAGGAGGAGGUGGAGAGACAAUUUAGUAUAAAAUACAGAUAAGAGCCUCCGUAUUGCCUUUUGUAUUGCCUUUCAGGUUCACCGCUUAAAUAAAAUACUUUGCAAGGGCACUACAUGUGUAAUAAAUUGCCUGGGGUUCAGAUAUAGUAUGGCAGGUAGUGAAAUAUUUUAAAUAUUAUUUUUGACCCAAGGUGCCAUUUUCGCAGAUGGUGGUUUGUUUCCUUUUUUUAAAAAAAGGCCUAACUAUUGCUCCUCUUAACAGCUGUGCUAUAGUUCCUUAUUUUACCAAAAUGCAUAUAAUGAAGUUGUGCCUAUGACUUUUCAUAAUGGAAGUCAACCCUCUUUGCACACCAAUGGUUUGACUACAGUAGUCCCUUUAAAAAUAAAAAUGUACGCAUUGUUUUAUUGAGGUGGUUCUGAACCCCUGUACAUUUUUAAAACUGUAAGAAAAGUAAGAAAAAAUAAAAAGAAUAAAGUAGUAUUAUGUAUAUCAAAACCAGACUUGGCUUUAGUUCCCUGAUGUUAUUCUCUGUUCUCUGAAAGUCCAAAUGGGUGACAACUAAGGAAUUAGAAUAAAAAAAAAACCAAAACCAAAAAACUUUAAUUAUUAUUAUAAUUAUUUUUGUUGCUUUUCCUACAUCAUAUGUCUGUCAUUGUUUCUAAUAUUGUGUUGGUGAGGCAGGUUUAAGUGCCACUUGGAACUUUCCUCUAGUCUAGCUAAGCUUAUUUGGGGUUGAUAAUUACUCCAGAUAAAAUUUGAGAGGAAUUCCUUGGUACCUUUGUCUUUACCUCGUAUAUCUCAUAGUUGUUUAGACAGAUGAACCUAUUCCUUCCCUUCUGAAGACAAUGGGUGAAAUUUUUGAAAGUGCUUAAAGUGGUUUGGUUCUAUUUUUAAAAGAGUUUUAGGCAUUUUGGUGCCUUCGUCUCAUUGAAAGAGAGUGAGAUUUAGGCUCCUAAGUGUUCAGGAUGGGUAAAAAUCUAUUUAAAAAGAACUCAAAAUAAGAGUUUAUUUAAAUUAAUUUUUUAUUUUUAAAAACCUUUUUAAAAUGGCUUAUGUUAAGGCCUAAAUUUACUAUAAUCUAUUAAAAUAAUUUAAAUAAAUAAAAGAAAAAUGCUGCUUUAAUGAGCCCUCCUCAAAUUUUAAUGAGUUAAUGAGUUCAGCUUUUUUUAUGAUACAGAGAAUCGGGGGGAUUCUCUGAAACAUCUCUAACUUUUGCAGUCAAUUAAGCUUUAUAAAGUCACAAUACCGCAUUCAGUAUCUAUAUUAUUUUUAAUCUUUUCAAUUGAGUGAAUGCUAGUAUUUACAUUUACUUUCAGUUUCUGCUGAGCAGAAAAGCUUUUGCCUUAAUUACUUUUGUUUUCAGUUUAUCUAGCAGAUGAAGAGAAAAUAUUUUCUUCAUUUGGACUAAUUCAUUCAAAACUGAGGAACCAACCGGGAGUUGAAAAAACAGGAAAACAUGUUUUCAUCCAAUAUAUGAAUAAAAACCAGGUGUGAAAGAGAAUUAAAUCUGUUAAGUCUAAAAGUUGAAGGACAAGAGGCCAGAUUUUCAAAGGUAUUUAGGUGCCUAAAUAUGCAGAUAGGCUCCUAGUGGGAUUUUGAAAAGUAUCUAAUCAGGCUAGAUGCCUAUAAGCAUUGUUGGCCCCCAGAUACCCUUUUUUAUUUCCUGGUCACCAUAGGCCAGAUUUCCAGUCUGACAAUUCACUAACUACAAUUUAUACUUCCUUUGUUAAAUAAAUCUGUAUUCAGCACAUUUAAGGUAGUUUUAUUUUAUUGAUAAACAAUUUUUAAAUGUUUUUCUUGUGCAUUUUCAAAUUAGUUCCAAUUGCCAUCCAAUGUAAAUCAACAUAAAUCCGCAGUAAAAAAUUAAUAAUCUAGUAAAUAAAAAAUGUAUCAUUAACCAUUUUCUAAUAAUAAAAAGGAAAUAAUUAAGAAUAUGAAUAAAUGUAUGUUAAACUAUAGAAUUGUUUAAAUAAGUGUGUAUAAAUACAGGGUAUUCUCCUGUUAGCAAAAAGUACCACAUUUAGUAUAAAGGUUAUAUUUAUUUGCAAAUCAAUAUGUUUUAGUGGUUGUACCAACCAAUGAGAACAAACCUUUCUUUAGGAAAAUGGCUAAAGUAUAAAUGCAAAACAGGGUUAAAAUCAAUGAUUUCUUGCUGAUGUAAAUAAUGAUUAAAAUUGGUGAUUUAAAUCAAUCCAUCUUGUAAAUGCCUGAAUCAUUUUUGAAAAUGGGAUUAAGAUCCUUCUGAAAAUUUUACCCAGUGGAUAUUUCAUAGCUAUCCCCAACUGUUCUGUAGUGCAUGGAAUCAAGCUUUGGUUUUCACGCUGCAGCUAGUUUUGCUAAACUCUACAUGGUGAUUAUUUCACCUUUUUGGGGAAGUGUAACCUAUUUAUUGACAAAAGACCAGUCUGUGCCCACAUACUCAUAAUUCAGCUUGUAGUUAAGGCUGGCUAUGGGAGGGUGAAGUAGCAGUAUGCCAGUCUCUAAUGAAAGAAGCUAAUUUUUAAGGUAAGAAGGGGGAGAACUAGAGUACCUGUCACCAAAGUCUCAAGUUACUAGUUUUGGUAUGCAUCACAGUGGUUCAAGUCUUAAACGUGACUUGAAGAGGGCCUUUGCCUCUUCAUUUUUAUUUACUGAUAGUGUAGUAUUAAGAUAGCUCUAAAGGGUUUGAUUUCUAAAAUAAAUGAAUGUUUGUGGGUUUUUUAAUCUUCAAAUAUCAACCUUCCUUAGGGGACCCGAAGAUGUGGUUUGGGAGAUUUUACAGCACCUACCUGAAAGGAAAGGGUAAAUGUGUAGCAAAAGAGCCUUUCUUCCAAUUUUUUGUUAAGUGUUUGAGUUCAAUAGCUGCUAAGAAAAACAAACAAGAAAUCAGUUUGAGUAAAAAUCACUCCCUCUGAAUUGAAUAGACGUUACUUGUUUGGUAUUUGUGACAUGAUAAUCAAGCUAUAUCUUGAGUCAUCUGCAAAAUUUGUUAAGUGAAACAUGAUAGACAAAACCUGAAUGUAUAAUGGAAAUAAAUAGGAAAAAAAAUAUUUUCUGGCAGUUUUAGUUACAAUAUAAAAAUGUAACAAAAUCACAGAUUAACCUCUUUUCCUUAGUAGGUUACCUGUAAUUGUGUGUGGUGAUAUUAAGCAACUUAACAAACCUCUUAAAUCACUACUUUGGCUCAAAAUGCUUUCUGUUAUUUUUAACAUCUUUUUGAUUUUCUCUAAAUCUAUUUUUUAUGAGUCAUUGUAACUGAAAAAGUGCCUGAUCCAUGGGACAACUAUAUAAGGACUUGCAGGAUUGGUAUCAAAAAAAGGUUUUUCUUAAGAUUUACUACUGCUUUUUUAACUAGUUUGCCUACUGUUUACCAUCAUUUGAAUAUGCAAAAAUGUGUGCUAGCAAUGUGACUCUUGCAUUUGAGGCUUUGGAUUUUUGAUUAUGAUGCUUAUCCAGCCCUUUAUAAUUAUUUCCAUGGGUGAGUAGCUUGCAUAUGCUCUGUGAGCCUCUAGGGUAUCACAGCUACAAUAAAGCUGCUUUUAUUCCAGAGAAUUUCCUCUAGCUGAUUUCAUCUUUUUAUGGCUGCCUAAUCCUACUCCAUUCUCAGAAGCAGACUUGGAUCCCACCCAGCCUAAGUAUUCUAUAUAAAACUAAAGGUAGGAGAUGCCCUGAGCCUGGUCAGUAUAUCCCAGAUAUGCAGGAAAUGGCAGCCAAGAAAUAAAUGACAAAGCUCAUUUAACUAUGUUCCCUGGCUUGUCCCACCUGUGUCACCCAUAGCAGCUUCAUAACUCCAUGCUCUUCAAUUGGAUACUCUUCCCCUUCAUACUCUUCUCUGACCUUCCUGAUCAACCCAGUCAAAGAGCCCUAUAUGUGACCUACUGAAGUUUAUGGAAUCCAGAAAACUGCAUAACUUCUCUUCUAAACAGGGCCAUAUGAUCUAGAUGUGCUAUUGUUUUCUUGAGCUUAGAAUGAAAUCUUUAAAAAAGAGAAAACAUAUUGAAGGUCUGCUUGUUUCCUUGAAGGACAGUUUCCAGUUAUGCAAUUGGAAUUCCACUGCAGCAGUGACAAGUUGGGGAAAAGCAAAUUACAUAUUGCAUAGAUAUUAACUGGUAAAAAGUGUUUAAUUGACCCUAUACAUACUGAUGACUAACUGUGGGUACUAUUUAAUAAGGUAAUAAGAGUUAACAGUUAUUCCGCAAGUUACAGAAAUGUCUUAAAGUUGAACAAAUCUUUUACUUUUCAAAAAAUAAUAUUAGGGCUUGUCUACACUGGCAAUUAACAGCGCUGCAACUUUCUCGCUCAGGGGAGUGAAAAAACACCCCCCUGAGCGCAGCAAGUUGCAGUGCUGUAAAGCUCCAGUGUAAACUGCCCCAGCGCUGGGAGCUGCGCCCCUGGUUGAAGUGGACUGCAACCACAGAAGGCACUUUAAAGUGCUGCCGUGGCAGCGCUUUAGCAUUGCCAGUGUAGACUAACUCUUAGUUUAACAAAUUUUUACUAUAGCACCACAGGUGUGCAUGAUGGUUUACAAAUCUAGGGACUAAUUCACUUCUGCUAGCAACGCCCUCACUGCAAGCCACCUUUGUGCAAAUAGCAGUGGAGAGGAAAGUUCUUUUGCAUGUGAAGCCAGUCUUAUGUCAUAUAAGGGCACAAAACCUGGCCAUACUGAACUUCUGUUUGGAGAGCUGGCUGGAACUCUGUUACCUAGCAGUUAGAAUUCUGAGCUGGUGCUCCACCCUAGAGAUGCUACAGCAGAGUGUAUAUCAGGUGGUUUGCCUUUGCUUCUUGUCCAACAAGCAGAGUCUGUGAUACUUACCUCCCCAUUCCUCUUCUCAGCCUUUGGAGAGAUCAGCUGUGGGAAAGAGUCUCUAAAGGCCAGUUGCAGGAGGGGUAGGUCAGAACUCCUUCUGAAUACACCCAUGUCCCCACUCAAUGGGAGAUCACUUUGUUUCCUUCUUUCUGGUCCCUGCUUUCUCUUUCUUAUAACAGUUACAUGAGUUUACUGCAGCCUUAGGCUGCAGGAACUUCUGUGUUGGAGUGGAGUCAGGAGGGGUGGAUAUUCUGAAUGCUGGAUGGGAGUAGGGCAUUCAUUUGCUUAUGUAGGUCCUGGAGAUGGGGCUGCUGUGGAGAUAUUACCUCACCCACCAUGUCUUGGAAUCUGUCAGACUGAUUGCUGAACUUUCUAACUCGUGAGUUAACAACCAGUAAGUCCCUUACUGCUAUGUGCCAGAAUAUUGGUCAAAGGCUGGCCUGUAAAGCAAGCAUGGCUAUCUAUAAUUUUUAUUUUAUUUUUAAGUUUGCUCCUCUGAAGAAGGGGUUCUCUAAUAAAGGAAUUCUCUGUAAGGUUUGCAAUAAAGGUUUUUCUUUUCCUUAGCAUGCAUUGGAGGAUUCCACUGGAGGCUUAAUUCCUUUUGAUGGACAAAAGGAAGUACAGUAGAUAUUUCUUAUGUCAGUCAGGCAACUGCCCAAUUUGUCUCAUGUCCUGAUUUUCCACAAAAUCUCCCAGUAUGAUGAUCUUACAUUCUUGCAUGUGAAAACCAGAUUAAGGAGAAAGCUCUGAUUUAUUUUCUUCUUAAAUUUAUUCCAUUGUUGCAAUUUCUAUUUCUUUGUUAACUAUAAGUCACAUAAAUGUCUUGUUAAUGGAAUACUCCUUACUUCCAUGUGCCUACAGACCUUUUGAAACAAAAAUAAAAUGUGGGAAAUAACAGUACAAAUAUUAACCAAAUAAAUCAACAUGUCCAACCAAGUCAUAAAAUCAACUUGGUUAAUAAAAUGAACAUUAAAACCCCUCCCUGUGCCAUCAGAAUGCUGGAGUACUCUGAAACAUUUUAGGAAAUGGCCCACAAUAAUAAAAAAUUAGCUGCUAAAGCAAAAAAAUAGAAUGAAAAGGUUGAAAUGAGGACAUGUCCUGUACUGCAGAUUAAGCAAAGCAAAAUUGCUUACAUUUAUGUACAAGAUUCCCCUUGUGCAAAUGUGUAUAGAUUGCAUAUAUUGUGCCAUGGUGUUUGCUAUUCCAUUUCUCCUGAGUAUUUUUAUUGGUACCUUGAAUCUGAUUUUACAUUUAGUAUGAAAGAAGAUAUGUGAAGAUUGGCUUCUGCUUAGGUGCAAUUGAUGCCUUCAAGGGUGAAAAGGAUUUGAGCCUCAGAGGGGAGAAAAGAGUGGAAGAUUCUGUCAAAUCACUAGUGAGUCUGAGAGUUAGACGGGAGUUGCUCUUUAAAUAACAUCACAUCCUCCCUUCCUUUCCUCUAACACUGCGGAAAUCCUUCUGUUAGUUGUGAUCAAGGAUCCCUGAAUUUUUGAGUGUUGAGGGAACAGAGUCUGGGAGAAGGGAGAAAAGCACUGUACACAACAGAACUUUGUUCUCCAGCAAACCCAUCGGAAAAUACAGGCAAGAAUUAAUGCUUACCAUUUCACAAUUAAUUCCUGUGGACUCCUGGUGUAGAACUUCAAACUCCCCUCAAGGGGUAGUUUGUAGCACAGAUGGGAUGCAAGAACAAUGCAGCUUUUUCAGCCAGGCUGUUUUAGGAGAUAGGGGGAAAGUUGGACAAAGAAUGCCCCAGCCUCCUAUGGAUUCCAUGAGAUCAGUGUGAUUUUUAUCAGAACUCAGGACAAAUGCAGACUUGGCCCUUCUCUGCAGUGCCAAACCCCAUCCACUUGAGAAGAAUGUGACACAUUCUGAGGCAAUACAAAUAUAUAUGGUUACUUAAGGCAUGCCCACAUUUUGAUUGUAUUGUUUUUUCUUUUCUCCCCUUUGUUCUUGUUCCCUUCUAUAAAUAUUUAAUUUGAAAAGGAAGAUCGAGAUGAGUGAAUAUUACUGAAAUUGAAUGAAUAAAUUAAUGAAUUAUUGUGAGCAUCAUGGAAGAGGUCAGUUUUCAGGAGACAUUUAAAUAAAAAGUAGGGUAGGGUGUUCCAUGUGUUGGUAAUUGUAUGAAAAAAGGCAUGGACCUGCAACUAUGUUGAAUUCUCAUACACCUCAGAUGUGAACCUCUUCAGAUACCUGCACCCAGUUAUAAGAGUUUUUUUAUUAUGAGUAUGCAACCUUUUAAAGUAUUAUCCAAUUUGUGUGUUUAUAUUUAAUUUGCUUCUGGCAGUUCUCCUUGUUUGACUUCUAAGUUUAGAAUUGUAAACGGACAAAUGAUAUUUUUCAGUGAAUAGGCAAAUUUGUCCUGACCUAUGAAAGGCAUGUAGGGUACCCACAGGGCUUGGAAUGUUUAUUAACCAAUUAAAUUGUUCAUUUUCCUGUUAGCUAUUUUAUUAUAGGAGAAUAAGUAAUAGGAUUUGUGUAUUAAGGCAAAAAAAUUAACAAGUCUACAACUGAGCUGCUCUUAAUCUCUCGCAUGAAUUUAUUGCAGCAAACAAUUUUUAUAUUUGAAAGAAUUCAUUGCAGUAAUGCUCUUGGGCCAAAUAGUGGCUUCCCGUGGGUAAACCCUCAGGGGCAGGAAAAUUGUACAAAUUCUUAGUUUGUGUUAAUACAGUUGAGGGUACCAUAUUUUUGUUUUGGUUCUCUUCCCUGUUUCAAUCAAAUGAAUUCCAAGCCCAAAUUAAGUGUCACCUUUUGGCCAUGUCGCAAAUUCGCUGGGUCUGUGUGUGUACCAUCUGGCCUGCAGACUAGAAAGUUGAGGCCAGGCCCAGCACCAAAGGCCCCUUGAUGCUGGUGCUUCCUUUGACACCGCCAUUGUCUUGGUGGCCGAUCCCAUCAUCGAGUUCAGUAUCAGCCUCGGUGCUGAUGCCUCUCCUGGUACCAUGUGGCAGUGUCUCCUUUGAUGCUGCUGGUGCUGAUUCUCCACUCCUCUUUGGCACCAAAUUUGCCACCUUAUUGGGCUUCAGAGAGUCUGACCAUCAGUUUGCCUCAUCGGGGCUGGCUCCCCCAUUGUCACCACAGAACCUCUUGGUAAAGGGAAUUCAUAUCUUCCUGUAUCUAGACGAUUGGUUAUUGAGGGGCAAGUCCAGAGAGGAAGUCCUCUCUUUUGUUCACAUCACUCUACAUCUACUUAAUCAUCUAGGACUCAUCCUGAACCUGGGAAGGCAACAUUGGUUCCAGCUUAGUGAAUCGAGUUCAUUGUGGCCCAGAUAGACUCAAAAAGUUCCAGAUUGUUUCUACCGACCAAGUGAUUCCAGGCAAUCUACUACCUAUGUUAGAGCUGCAGUCUCAUUCCUCAACCACAGCUCAGGUAUAUGCGGGCUAUGGUUGCUAGGCCACAUGCACACAGGUAGUUCAAUAUGCCAGGCUGCGCCUGCAUCCUAUUCAGAUGUGACUGAAAUCGGUCUGUCUCUUGGACAUGCUGGUCUGACUACCUCCACUGAUGCCGGUUUCCUUACAGGGUGGGCGAUUCAGGACAAUGAGUGCCAGGGUGUUCCUUUCACUUGGCCUUCACUGACCAGGACUAUAGUCGCUGAUGGCUCCUUAAUAGGUUGGGGAGUCCAUCUGGAUCUGCUGAAAGUUCAAGGCCUGUUGUCAGAACAGGAAGCUUCUCUGCAGAUCAAUGUCAUGGAGCUUCAUACUAUCUACAGUGCCUCUCAGACCUUUCAGGAUCACACUGGGGCUCAGCGGUUCUCAUACUCACCGACAAUGCCACCAAAAUAUAUUAUGUGAACAGGUAGCAGGAAGCACACUUCAACCUGCUUUGUCAGGGGACAGUCAGGUUUUGGCAGUUUUGCACUGGGAGAAACAUUAUGCCCAUUGCCAAUCACUUGUCUGGAAUCCAGUCACCUGAUGGAUCACCUCAGCAGAAAUUUCUGUCUGAAUCACAAGUAGUCUUUGAAGCUCAGUGUCCUGCAGUUGGUCCAUCUUUGCAGUUUAUGGUAUCCCAAUGAUCGAUCUGUUGCCUUUCAUAGCAAACAAGAAAUACUGGCUGUUUUGCUCCCAGGGAUGCCUUGGUCUGGGCUCCCUGAUGGAUGCUUUUCACCUGCGUUGGGAAUCAGCACUCCUGUUUGCCUUGUCUCCGAUUCGGAUCAUCCUGCAGGUCAUUCUUAAGCUGAAAUUGGACCCUGCCAAGCUUAUUCUCACUGCUUCAGUGUGUCUGAGACCUCCUCGCAUUAUUGGUCGGCCCCCCGUCCCUUCUUUUUCAUCCUGACCACCUAACUCAGCAUCACGGUCAGGCUUGGCUGCCUGUAUCUCACAGCGUGGAUGCUGCAUAGUUAGAUAAGGAGAAAGGAUGUUCAGAGGCGGUCUGGGGCAGGUCUUGCUUACUAGUAGAAAGUCCUCCACCAAGGCUGCCUAUUCAGCCAUGUGGAAGUGGUUCUCAUUAUGGUGAUUAUCCUGGGAAGUUCAACCAAUGCUGGCUUGUAUCCAGGACAUCUUACUUGGAGUAAUUGGUUAACACCUUCAGUCUUUUGGUCUUGCACUUAGUUCACUGAGAGUGUACCUGAUGGUGAUUUCAAUCCAUGGGAAGUCAGUGUGUUCAAACCCCAUGGCGGUGAGGUUCUUGAAAGGAGUCUUUCAUCUCCACCUAUCGGUUAGAGAGCUGGUUCCCUUGUGGGAUCUUCAUAUUGUUUUAGUGGCUCUCAUGGGAUCUCCAUUUGAGCCUCUGGCAACUUCUUCUUACUCUCUCCUGUGUCAGAAAACUGUCUUUCUUGUGGCAAUAACAUCUGCAAGGAGAGUGUGCGAGUUGCAGGCUUUGAUGGCGGCGAACUCCUUACAUGCCUUUUUCCAAAGACAAAGUAAUCCUGCAGUUGCACCCUAAGUUUUUAUCUAAGGUGGUUUCCCAAUUUUGCUUGAAUCAAGUUAUAUAUCUGCCAGUGUUUUUCCCUAAGCUGCAUUCAACCCCAGAGGAGCAGUGUCUUCACACAUUAGAUGACAAGCAAUGUUUAGCUUUUUAUCUGGAGAGAACUAAACCUUUCCAUUACUCGCCUUGUCUGUUUGUUUCAUAUGCAGCUCGAAUGAAGGGCCAAGCAGUCUCUUCACAAACAGUCUCCAGGUGGAUAACUUCCUGUAUCAUGACAGAGUACAAAGUAGACCAGGCUAUGACUCCUCAGGGGUAUGACCUCAUUCCACAAGAGUUCAAGUCACAUCAAUGGCAUUUCUAAAUGAUAUUCCUAUAUUGGACAUUUGCAGAGCAGCUGCUUGGUCCUGUGUGCAUACUUUUUGCAAACCACCAUGCCAUUGCAGCUGCUCCAGAUCAGAUGCAAACUUGGGAAGGCAGUCCUCUUUUAAAAAGACUCCGAGCCCCCACCUCCUGUGAGCAUAGGCGCCGACUUCCCCUCUUUCACAUGGGUGCUCGACCCCACCCCAACCCCCA